GCACGGUCCUCCGCGUUUAGUGGAAAAUCAAACGAACGCGAUUUUCCUAGACGAACGCGUUACCUGGUAUCGCUAUGGUGUGCCUUUUUUUUGUCAAAUGCAAGAUGACAACUGGAAUUUAAUGAUCCAAUCCGAGCCAAGACUUUACGCCAACUCGACCGAAAGGGUUAAUCGUGAAAUUAGCGUACAACGAUACUUUAGCACUCGAUAAGUGGUGGUACUGUCCCUCUGAGGGGUCGAAAGCUGUAUGAAGACUGGGCUGCUUGCCGGUCACCACCUGCUCCUGCACCGGGCCACCAUCAACCUGAACCUUUCCCCGAACUGGUCAGCCUUCCAAGCCGUUCUCGUGCACCGCGCACCUCUGCGAGCCCAUGUACACAACUCUGCCCCCAAGUGUGCCGCCUUCCCACUCGAAGCACUCCACGACGAAGACAUCAUGUUUGGCAGGGCAGUCCAAGCAAAGGCCGCCGAGGCCAACAACAACAAUAACAAGUCGAAGCCCGGUGCUUCGUCAAUAACCAACAACGCUUCCCUGAAGCAGCAACUCUUUCCUUCUAGCAGUCCCGCACGCGCCCCCUCAGUCGGCUCCCAGUCUAGGACAUCAUCCGUCGCCGAUAUGUUCAAGAAACCUGGGUUCGGUGGUGCCUCUAGCGGUGCCAUUUCCGCCAGUUCAAGACCUUCAGCGACUACCGACCCGUUGACGACUCGACCCGCGAAUAGUGCUCCGCGACCGCCUCCCAGCUACGGCAGCAGUGGCAGUGGCAGUGGCAGAGCGUUUGCGUCGCUUUACAACGCUUCUGACUCCUUCAAUGAUACCCCAGAUGUGAUCGACCUUUCCAUGCAAUCAACAAGGCGACCUCAGCAUGAUUUAACUUCGUCGGUAUACAUUGAGGAUGACGAUUUCAGCGAUGACGAGAACCUCGAUUUGGACUUCGAAGCCCCAUCCGCCUUGCCAGUCCUCCCAACUGGGCGAAUAAGCCUCGAACAACAUCGGGAGUUGCAAAAGCAACAAGAGGAGGAAGUGAAAGAAUCUCGGUUCCGCGAGCUCCCGCCAGGGACUCAUACCAGUGUUCUUUCUUGGUCGGAGUCUUCGCCAUCCCAUCUUCAACCCCCCAAGCGCGAGCUGAAUCCCCCUCCCAAUACCAACAGGAGACGCGACCGCCUGCAAGACGACGACUUCGACUUCGAACCGCCCGCCGCUGUAAAGAAACCAAAGCGCGAACUACCUUGGACGAUGGAACCGGAAUCAAAGGAGGAGGAGUGGAAACAUGCCGAAAAAUACUCACUAGAGAAGAGCGGAUAUGCUCCCACGCCGGAAUCGAAGCCCAAGGGGUCCAUGCUAUGGAACACUACGGCAAGCGCGGUCAAGGAACAGAAGAAGCAGCUCAAAGACAGGCAAAAGUCUUCCUCGGUCGCUCCCAAGACGGAAAUACCCAUGGACGAGAUCAAGAAGGUCGUUUCGUCCCAUCUUAGCAAGGCGUCAGCCAUUACAUUGAGCGGCGAGCAGCUUCACGUGAAGAGCUUGGUGUCCAUCACCAAGUUUGCGUACAAGACUCCAUCUGUCGCCCAGGCUAUUACGAAGCAGCAGCAGCAGAGAAGAGAGGUGAUUGACAUUGAGGACGAAGAGGAGAGGAUGGCAGGAUAUGGUUGA
Molecule: messenger RNA, 1651 nt
Organism: Neurospora hispaniola
Lineage: Eukaryota; Fungi; Ascomycota; Sordariomycetes; Sordariales; Sordariaceae
Exons: 2
Coding region: 248-1651 (467 amino acids)
Source: RefSeq, a predicted model, not a curated record